AUGAAAAAAGUUACAACUCUUGCAAGUAUAACCUGGAAGGAUGCAAUUUCACCACAAAAACAACCUUUCGCAGAUAUCGCCGAGAAGAUUAAAGAGAAACAUAAGAGCGAACAUCCGGAAUAUGCGUACCGUCCCAUGAAGAAGAAUAACGACUUUAAAAUUUAUACUCCGGGUGCAAGAAAAACUGACUUUAACAACACAGGACUCGCUUUUAUAAUUGAUGAGGAAGACCAUUAUGUCAAUAAUUUUCCUACUAUUUCUCCUUCCACUAUUGAUACUACACCAAUAACUAUUGCCGAUACAAGUUACAGCAAUGAUCAAUAUUUCCCAAUUGAUGCCACCAUCCAAUACCUAUUUAAUUCAUAUGGUAUAUUCGACACUGCCAACUUAUGCAACAAUUCCAAUGAUCUGUCAUCAAAACAAGCCGAUUCCCAGCCUAUUCUCGACGGCUCUACUUUCAAUAAUCUCGCUAUGCCAGUGGCAGAACAAUAUCCAUUCAUGCACGACAAUAAUGAAUACUUGCACUUCUAA
Molecule: messenger RNA, 531 nt
Organism: Ambispora leptoticha
Lineage: Eukaryota; Fungi; Glomeromycota; Glomeromycetes; Archaeosporales; Ambisporaceae
Source: the annotation of a GenBank genome assembly